AUGGACCCUCAGUCUCAUAAUACCGCCGGUUCAUUCACCGGAUGGAGCACAUCCAAAGUCGCCGCAAAUAACACAACGAGACAAUACUUUGAGCACUUCUCCGGCCAGGCCUCCAGCACCAACACCAUCCUCGCUGCCUCUCUCAAGGAACAGUACCCCAGUCUCAAACUCUCCAUCCUCAGCCAGGUCGACCUCUUGGGCUUUGCGGCAAACGGCUUCGCCAAAUACACCCCACUCGCCGACGAUGCAAACUCAGGCCUCCCAUCAUCCGUCACCGUCAACGCCUACCAACCGGCCCAGCGAAGGGUCCGAGGCAGCAAUGGCCUUAUUGCCCAGGACAUUCGAUUCGGCAAGUUCCACUACCAAUGGCAAGCUCGCGACUUUAUCCUGUACAUCGCCCAUGGGCUAGAUGGCUCCUCGGGACUCAGCAGCUACACAUAUGCCUAUCUCCUGUCCAGCGACGAGCAUCAUUCCGAGGCCCUUGUCCUUGCCGCCGGGAAAUGGACCAGCUCGCUCCAUGAGGAGAUUUGGGUCUAUGACGGCGGCUACUGGUCCAAGAGUGCCGAACUGUACCAGAGCGUCAUGAAGGCCUCGUGGGAUGCCGUCAUUUUGGACGCCCAGAUGAAGAGCGACCUGAUCAACGACCAUUUGUCCUUUUUCCAGUCCGAGGGCACCUAUCGCCGGCUGAAGGUGCCCUGGAAGAGAGGCAUCAUCUACUACGGGCCUCCGGGCAACGGCAAGACGAUUUCCAUCAAGGCAAUGAUGCACACUCUAUAUGACAUGAAGCCUGAAGUCCCGACCUUGUAUGUGAGGUCCCUGGCCUCGUUCAUGGGCCCAGAGUACGCCAUCAAGACCAUCUUCUCAAAGGCACGACAAUUCGCGCCCUGCUACCUCGUCUUCGAAGACCUCGACUCGCUGGUCUCUGACUCGGUAAGGAGCUACUUUCUCAACGAAGUGGACGGGCUCAAGGAAAACGAUGGCAUUUUCAUGAUUGGCAGCACCAACCAUCUCGAACGUCUGGACCCAGGCAUCUCGAGACGCCCCUCCCGCUUCGAUCGUAAAUACUUGUUCCCCAACCCCAAUCUCCGCGAGCGAAUAGCCUACUGCCACUUCUGGCAGGCCAAGCUCAAGGACAACAAGGAAAUCAGCUUUCCCGACAAGUUGUGCGACGCCAUUGCCGGGAUCACGAGCAGGUUCAGCUUCGCCUACAUGCAGGAGGCGUUUGUGGCCGCCUUGCUGGCGAUUGCGCGGGACGAGAAGCCGGAUGGCAUCAUCACGGCAAUGGACGUGUUGACGGUUGAUGUGGCGCAUGACUGGGUGGAAGUCCUGGGUGGUGCAGAGGAUGACGAGGACCCCGAGCUGGAGAAGCUGGUGCUGUGGCGGGAGAUGAAGAAGCAGGUCAAUAUACUGAGGGAGGGUCUGAGAGGCGGUGACGGAGAGCUUGAUGCCGACUUGGUGUCUGUGUAG
Molecule: messenger RNA, 1467 nt
Organism: Metarhizium robertsii ARSEF 23
Lineage: Eukaryota; Fungi; Ascomycota; Sordariomycetes; Hypocreales; Clavicipitaceae
Product: ATP-dependent Zn protease
Exons: 3
Coding region: 1-1467 (488 amino acids)
Biological process (GO): protein import into peroxisome matrix
Cellular component (GO): peroxisomal membrane; cytosol
Molecular function (GO): ATP hydrolysis activity; ATP binding
Source: RefSeq, a predicted model, not a curated record